UUGUACAGGCGCCCAAAACACUGUGGCUUUACCGGCAUUAUUGUGCAGAAGUUAAAGAAUGAAAUUUUUCCAGACUUACAAUAUUAUUUAUCGCAACAGGUGCACCCGGUUGUGAGCCGUUUGUGCGCUCCGAUUGAGGAAUGUGACGCCGUUUGGAUUGCACAAGCUUUGGGUCUUGAUGGCUCCACUUUUCGGAAAUUCGUUAACGCUCACAGUGAAGCAGCGGAAGUGGAUGAUCAGCACGACAAGCUUACAAUUAUACAGUACGAUUUCGAUCAGUGCGAACCGUUUAAGUUCAUCUGUCCACACGAGGGCUGUGAACAUGAAAUUAUUGUACGUGGAUGUAUAUUGUCUGUUGUAAGUUAA
Gongylonema pulchrum is the source of this 366-nucleotide messenger RNA. Lineage: Eukaryota; Metazoa; Nematoda; Chromadorea; Rhabditida; Gongylonematidae. The record is from the annotation of a GenBank genome assembly.